AACUGCAGUAUGUGGACGGCGUUCUGAAAUCACGAACCGAUAGACCCGGCAUCAUCUUCAGCAGCACCAGCUGGACUCCUGAUGAAGAUUUCACUCUCUUGAUGGAAGCCUUACAAGUUUACGAAACAACCUACUCGUUAACCAAAGUUCUUCCGCGUCUGAUCUGCGUGAUCACCGGCAAGGGCCCCAUGAGGGAGUACUACCGCCAGCUGGUGGACUCCAAGAAGUGGAAGAACGUGGAUGUCAUCACACCCUGGCUCGACGCGGCCGACUACCCAAGAAUGGUGGCUAGUGCUGACCUCGGAGUGUGCCUGCACACCAGCUCCUCCGGGCUCGACCUCCCGAUGAAAGUCGUGGACAUGUUUGGAGCUGGUCUUCCUGUUUGCGCCUUCAACUUCCUGUGCCUGGACGAGCUGGUGGAGGACGGCGUCAACGGCUUCACGUUCAAGACCGGCGACGAGCUCGCCAAAUUGGUCGUGAACUGGUUCACCGGCUUCCCCGACAACCCCGAGCAGAUCGCGCUCGCCGACAGGAUGCGCCGCGAGCUCGCCAAGUUCCGGGACUCGCGCUGGGAGGACAACUGGGACACCCGCGCCAAGAAGAUCUUUGAAAACUGAAGCGGGGCCACGCCCUCGUACGACUUCGAUCUCUAGACUCAUUCCGCAAAUAAAUUUAAUCGCCUCAAAUUGUUUAUCUUAAUAUCCGCUACUAAGGUAGAAGAAUGUUUUCUUGUUUCAGUCACUGAAGGUGGCCUAGAAAUAUCUUCAAUAAAAAAAUACCAAAAAAAAAGUUAUUUAAUCAUAUUUAUAGUAGUCUUUAAUGGUUCGGCGCUCACGUGGCGCGGGAGACGUGCUCGGGGGGCAGCGGGACGGGGUUGGGGGGGCGGACUGAGCACGUGCAGUGGACGAGGCCUCAUAGUCUCGCAAUAUAUAAAUGUAAUCAACAAUUAGCUCGUUUACAAUAAUCAUUGUAUUCUCAGUAAUUAAUCUUGGAUAUCUUGUAGGACAAGUAGUAGUCUGUUGUACUCUGUGUUUAUGGAAAUAGUUGACGUGCGAGUUUAAAUUUCAAGUUGGUGAUGAUAUAAAUUCCAUUUCAAUGUUUAUAAACCGUCGCAGCCAUGUUCAAUUAUACUGCAAUGAAGUAUCACUUUUUUUGUUUUUCGUUUUUGUAAUUGUUAACUUUCUUUUUUUUCCUGUAGUUUACAAUGUGUAUGUAAUGAUGUGAUGUGACGAAUUUAAUUAAUGUUGAUUAGGAUUGUUUGAAAUUAUUUUAGGUUAAGUUUAAGACAUUUUCAGUAAAUUUGUUUUUGCGAAAUAUAAAAAUACAUAAUAUAUUCAGUGUUUAGAUCUCGUAGAGCAGUUGUAGACGGAGCUCGCGCCUAGCAUCUGCGGGUUAAAUAAAUAUCAUGGAUUCA
Bombyx mandarina (wild silkworm) is the source of this 1414-nucleotide messenger RNA. RefSeq names its product ALG1, chitobiosyldiphosphodolichol beta-mannosyltransferase (gene Alg1). Gene Ontology annotation, cellular component: endoplasmic reticulum. Gene Ontology annotation, molecular function: mannosyltransferase activity. The record is from RefSeq and is a predicted model, not a curated record. NCBI's taxonomy places the organism in Eukaryota, Metazoa, Arthropoda, Insecta, Lepidoptera, Bombycidae.